AUGACUUUCAGGCUCUUUAAUUCAGUCUCAAAGAGACGCCUCGUUAGCGGAGGGACAGCAUUAGGGCUAGCUGCCUUCACAGUAGACUCCCUUUUUCGACGGACGUCUCUGCGACUAGACAACGGCAUUGCCUCGCCCGCUGAUGAGCAAUUUCACAUAUCCUCGGCUUUUCCUGUCCCAGCUGGCUAUGGCGGUAAGACAUUUCAGAUCAAAAACAACUAUCCACAAGUCGCUCCAACCAGUAUUGUUGAAUCAAAGAAGCCCUCUUGGCCAACGCUGCCCGCACCUGGAGAGCGUUCACCCUUACACGACAAUUAUCCUUGGCUUCGGAAGGAUUUCACAAACCCUGACCAAGCCUAUGAGUAUUGUGAGCUGGUCAAGGCUUAUUGCUGGGAGGGCAACGUGAACAAGGGAUUUCGAAUUUGCGAGAAUACUGUCCGGGAAUGGUUUCAUGCACCUUGGAUGCAUUAUGGUCCGACUGGAAGAGAGCCCAUCAAUGGCUUGACCUAUGAGCGUGCAAUACCGGCGCUCGAAUUCUCCAGAACCCAGACCGGCUAUCUUCAGAAUUGGGCUUGGGCUUCGGUUUUUGGUCAGGUGUGGAAGACCCCAAGUAAUCCACAGUGGACCAAAGACGUCAAAUUCCCCGAGGGUACAUGCGUAUUCAAGAUACUUCUCACGGAUGCGACGGACGAGGCGGUCCCUUCCCUCAAGGGAUCACCCUCACUGCCUGCAGUGAUCGCACCACAUACCGGAGACCCAGAUAAACCUCCGUUUCAGGCUCCAGUCAGAAACAACUUUGUCUCGGACCUGAGAUUGAUCCAGGUAGACUUUGCUGUACGUGAUGAGAGAGCCCCAAUCGGAUGGGUAUUUGGCACCUUCAUGUACGAUUCCGAAUCCAAAGAGAAGAAUGAUUGGGACCGUAUAAUCCCGGUCGGGUUAAUGUGGGGAAACGAUCCCAAUCUGAAUCAGGCAAUGCAUGAUGCUGGAAAUACGCCUAAAGAGUCCUGGAUCAAUCCAAGAGCUGAACAGAUCCGCAAAGACCUGGGUGGACGCAGACCAAGUUGGGGCUGGAAUGGACGAAUGAACGGCCCAGCACUCAUUGCGCUUUUACGUAUGAGCUAUGGAAGAAUAUUGGCAGCGACUCAAGCCAAGCCACAACGUCCAGAUCAGUACGCUAAAGACCUCCAAUCCAACCUCAGUCUACCCUGCUCUACUGAUGACAAUGCAGGCGAGCUUGUCGUCGAGCGCAAGCCCAAGAGGCGCUACAAACAUUUUGUUCAUCGAAGUCUUUCCUUAUUCGCCCUGUUGGUAGUUGCACUUGCUCUCAUCGGACUCAUCGAAUUUGCGUUGCGCGUUCUACCUCGCCUCGAUGUACCUUCACGCGACCAUUCCGUUGGCACUUCGAAGCGCUCACUUGGUCUAGCAAAUGGGCUCUUGAGACGCCAGGACUUUGGCGAUGAGGGCAAUGAUGAUUCUACCUUUGAUCCAGACGUGGGAACAAAUCCUUAUGCUCCUGCGCCAGCACAGGAGUCUUCUACUGACGAUAGCUUCCAAGUGGAUGGCAUUGAUGUAUCGUCUGACGGUGGUCGCACUACUAGCGCUCUUGAUGUCGGACCGGCGUCAUACCUGCAAAAAGAGCACCCGUCUACUGCAUCGCUCACGCCGCCUACACAGGCACCGAAAUCAACACCAGCGCCGACUCCAUCCUCAAUUCCUGAGAAUGUGAAUCCCUCAACAACUGAGGCAGGACCUUCACCGAGCACAGCUGUCUCACCUUCGCCAACAGCUCCAAAUCCAAUGACUCCGAGUCUUGAACCUCAGCAGCAAGAGCUUGUCCAACCUACAGCUGUCCAAUCUUCACAUGAGGCUGCAAGCCGGAAUGGUGGCCUUACAGAAGAUUCGCAGCCAGCUGCAUCCGCUUACGAGCCUUCUGCUUCCGUUCCAACAGUCGUUUCUCGUGGCCAGUCGUCAUCAGGUGGAUAUUCAGGAGCUCAGCCGUCUGCCACUGGGUCGAAGACAACGGGAAACGGGGUAGCGAAGAUUGUGUACACAACCAUCACCUCAACGUCUGGAUCAUCUGCGAUGAUUGUAGUGACUACAAUGAGCCAGCGGAGGGCUUCAAUUACCAGGGAUGGUUCCAGCAAAACUCCAUCACAGUCAGAUACCGCUCCUGCAGCUCAACAUACGGGCAAUACCACCCUUAUGGAAUCUGACAUACCGUUAACGUUUGUUGAACGCCCCGAAAACUACUUCUCUGCGGUCUAUUUACCAGUCCUGCUAGCCGUCGGCUUUCGUGUGCUGAUUGGGUACCUGUACACCGUCACGAAAAUGAUGGAGCCAUUUUCCUUCCUCAGCAAGCCUGGUGGCGCUUUGGCGAAAGACUUCCUCUGGAUCAAUUAUCUUUCAGCCAACGACAAUCUAGCCCCAAUCUACGCCAUGUUUUCUGGUCACUGGCUAAUGUUGUGGACUGCAAUUCUGUAUUUGGUGGUUGGGCUUCUGUCUCCUCUUGGAGCCGAAAUGUUUGGCAUUUACCCCAGCUUUCACAAGAUCGCCGUUGACACCGCUGUUGGUGGCCCAGCUAUAUGGAUCCAUACCAAGAUUGCAAGGCUCAUGCAGGGGUUGCUGUCAUUUGUCUGCGUAAUGUUGAUCAGUAUCUGGUUUCUCCUACGCGAAAACCAAAGUCACAUCUACGCCAACCCGUCAAGCAUCGCGAGCAUUGCCAGCCUCAUCCACCACUCUGAGACGGUCCUGGACUUCGCGCAUCAUGACCAGACUAUCCCGAAGCGUGAAAUGCUGCGCCAUCUCGAAGGCAAACGAUACCAUCUAGGCUCGUACCUAACCCCCGAUGGCUACGAACGCUACGGCAUCAUCCCAACUAGCGGCAUGAAUUAUUCCAACGAUAUCUCUCAAGCUUCGUCAACACAUACCGUCCCACCAAAACGCACCAAGUCCCUCACGCAAAUCCUCCUCCUUGCUCUCCUUUUCUUCACCACUACCGGCCUCCUAACCCUAAUAGCAGUCUACUACACCAACCACACCGACAACGCCUUCGAGCACUUCAUGGACACCCAAGGAUUCGGCCCCCGCUUCCUCCUCACCUGCGCCGGCCUCGUCAUAAAAUCCCAAUGGACGCGCCUUGAGCGCCAACGCGCAGUCCUCGAGCCUUUCCGACGCCUAGACUUCACCACGACCACCCCAGCGACUACCAACAACACCACCACCACGACGCCCACAUCUGCCAUCUGCGACUCACGAACCCUCAUCCCCCUCUCCACCCUCACCGCCGCCCUCCGCCGCCGCAACCCCUUCCUAGCCCUGAUAGCCCUCACAGCCAUCUUAGCUGAAGUCCUCAUCAUAGUCCUCCCCGGCAUCCCGUUUGACGCGGGGCAGAUCUGGCUCGCGAGUCGGAUCUCGCGGUUCAUGUGUUUUUCCAUCUUGGGGUUCAUGAUACUUUUGCUGGUAAUGGUGGUGGCGGUGUGGUGGACGGAGGAGAUUCCUUUGCCGAGGGAACCGAAUACGCUGGGCGCCAUGGCGAUGUGUGUUGCGGGCACGAGGAUGGGGGAGCAGAUUGCGGGGUUGGGGGUUGCUAGUGGGAGGGAGAUGAGGAGGGAGGUUGAGAGUUGGGGGAGUGAGAGGGUGGGGUUGAGGAGGGUUAGGAGAGGUGGUGGUGGAGGAAGGGUGGUUGUUGAUUUUGAUGAUGGGCAAGGAGAGGGGGUGUUUGAUUAUGCAUGA
This is a messenger RNA of Bacidia gigantensis, 3732 nucleotides long. RefSeq lists its product as uncharacterized. The transcript has 9 exons. The coding region runs from base 1 to 3732 and encodes 1243 amino acids. Lineage: Eukaryota; Fungi; Ascomycota; Lecanoromycetes; Lecanorales; Ramalinaceae. The record is from RefSeq and is a predicted model, not a curated record.